This is a messenger RNA of Helobdella robusta, 999 nucleotides long. RefSeq lists its product as hypothetical. The record is from RefSeq and is a predicted model, not a curated record. NCBI's taxonomy places the organism in Eukaryota, Metazoa, Annelida, Clitellata, Rhynchobdellida, Glossiphoniidae. The transcript is spliced from 3 exons. The coding region runs from base 1 to 999 and encodes 332 amino acids.
AUGUCAACGAUUAGUUCAACAUUUAUCAUCGAAUUUCAACAUUUACAUGCAAAAUUACCAUAUUAUGUUGAUAUAUUCACCAGUGUUGAUUAUACAGAUUUCAGUGAAACCUCAUACAGAAGGACAUUUCUUAAAACUAAAGCGGGAAAUCGUUUAAAAAGAUGUCAUUGUUUUUGUUCUCUCAGUCUCUAUUAUACACUAGGCGAAGUUGAAAAUCUGCCGCUUCUGGGCUAUCAACAUAAUGCCGCACCCAUCUUUACAGUGGGCAUCGCUAACAAUUCCAACUUACCUCUAUGUUCCUCUGUUAAUUUAGAUAUGGAGAGCAUAGAACUAAAGGAAAGAAAACUGUCUUCGUGUAGUAAGUAUGAUAAAAAUAGUUGUAGUCAAUCUGUGGCAAAAAAUGAGGAUUGCUCAAUCAGCGGCAACAAUGAGCGAUUGUUGACGAAGGAAUUGACGGAUAAUGAAAGAGAAAUUCAACUGCUUAUCCAAAAGUAUUUGCAGUAUAGAGAACAACUUAUAAUCAAAUCAAAUUUGAAAACAACUUUGAGACCAUUAAGUGAUAACGCAGUAAAACUGAAAAAUGAACUUGAGAAAAGAAAUAACUCAAAAACGGUUGAAAGUAAUAUUGAGAUGCAAACAAGCAAUGAGAUCAACACGCUGAGGAGAGCUAUGCAAAAGUUGCGACGAUGGAAAAACGGCUCACAACAAUUUACGUAUAGAAAUAUGAAAAAGUUACGUGAAUUCUUAUUCAUAGCUAAAAACAAGUUCAUUCUGACGUCUUUGCAAAUAUUGUACCAAGAAAAGUCUUAUUUCUCUCUGCAAACGUCAUCCAAAAAGCAAAAUGUUGAGUCCGUCGAAGAUGAGAUUGUCAGCGAAGAUUUGUGGACAAUUUUGCAGUCAAAGAUUAAAAAGAACAUUGAAAAUGGAGUCCCCUUGUUCAAAAUUGAAAAUAUUUUCCAAGAUAUCGAAACGCUGUGGAGCAACCUACAGCAGCUGUGA